AUGAAUCCAAAUGAGACGGAAGAUAAGUGUAUUGAAGAUAACGCUGAGAAACAUGUCUAUUUACAGUAUAUUCUGUAUAAGAAUUUGCACAUCUCGAGAGCACUAGUGAUGAGCGUAAGUGACGACAACUGGCAUACAGUUAUCAAUACAGUGUCGCAUAUCGGGCGCCGAUUCGUGCCUCUCAUGGAUCGGGUUCUGGUCGAAGGAUACGGCGGAUUGGCUACCAUUCCCGUGAGACACAUAUCCGGCGACUCCACCGACUUGAAGGGAGUUUUGGCCAAAAAGAUUGUCGAACACCAGAAGCGAGUGAAAGAGUUCCGCAGCGCUUACGGGCCUAAAGUGAUUGGAGAGAUAACUGUGGAUCAGGUCUACGGAGGAAUGAGAGGAUUAAAGUCAUUGGUCACCGAAACCUCUUACUUAGAUCCCGAUGAAGGCAUUGCUUUCAGAGGCUAUUCUAUCCCUCAAAUCCGUAAAUCUCUUCCGAAGGCUGCUGGCGGUGAUGAACCCCUUCCGGAGGGCUUGUAUUGGUUGUUAUUGACAGGAGAGGUGCCAUCGGCUGAACAGGUGAAGGCAGUGUCCAAGACGUUGGCUGAACACGCAGACCUACCCUCCCACGUGGUCACGAUGCUCAACAACUUCCCAUCGAAUCUGCACCCAAUGUCUCAGUUCAGUGCCGCCAUCACCGCCUGUAAUACGGAAUCCCUGUUUGCAAAGGCCUAUAACGAAGGCGUGAAUAAAGCCAUAUAUUGGGAGCACACGUUUGACGACUCCCUGCGAUUGAUCGCCAAAUUGCCGACAAUUGCGGCCACUAUUUAUCGCAACCUAUACCGCGACGGAUCGUCGAUCGGUGCCAUCGAUACGAAUAAGGACUGGUCGGCUAACUUCACGUCAAUGUUGGGCUACAAUGACCCCAAAUUCACUGAACUUAUACGACUCUAUCUCGCAAUUCAUAGUGAUCAUGAGGGCGGUAAUGUGAGCGCACACGCCACUCAUUUGGUUGGCAGUGCACUCUCCGAUCCUUAUCUGUCAUUUGCUGCCGGUAUGAAUGGUUUGGCGGGUCCUCUGCACGGGUUAGCCAAUCAGGAAGUGUUGAUUUGGUUGACGAAACUGCAGAAGGAAUUGGGAGGAGAGGUGUCCGACGAUAAGCUCAAGGAAUUUGUUUGGAAAACUUUGAAAUCAGGACAGGAAGUGUUGAUUUGGUUGACGAAACUGCAGAAGGAAUUGGGAGGAGAGGUGUCCGACGAUAAGCUCAAGGAAUUUGUUUGGAAAACUUUGAAAUCAGGACAGGUUGUGCCGGGUUAUGGUCACGCGGUGUUGCGUAAGACAGACCCGCGUUAUAUCGUACAAAGAGAGUUCUCAUUGAAACAUUUGCCGGACUAUCCACUGUUCAAACUGGUGUCCCAGAUCUACAAAGUGGUUCCGCCCAUACUUUUAGAAUUGGGAAAAGUCAAGAAUCCCUGGCCUAAUGUUGACGCUCACUCUGGCGUCAUAUUACAAUACUUCGGAAUGAAGGAAAUGAGUUACUAUACGGUGCUGUUCGGAGUGUCGCGAGCGUUGGGUGUGAUGUCGUCGCUCAUAUGGGAUCGAGCACUGGGUCUACCCCUCGAGAGACCCAAAUCAAUGACAACUGAAGGACUUCAGAAAUUAGUUGGCGCCACAUAAUUGUUGCACUCAUAUUGUAUUAUUAUUUAAAUGAUAUCUAUUAAGACUGACUUUAAAUUUAACUUUUCGUGUCUUUUGUCAUAACUUUUAGUAAAUUAAUUAAAUUCAGGUCUCGUGUGAUGUUUGAAUAGAUUGUGUUAUAUUCGGACAUUGAUUGUGAUUAGGUUUUAGCACAUCAUCACUGAAUAUGAAUCUCGGAUUCGGUUUUAUCUAUAAGUCAUUACUGACUCAUAAUAUACUGUUUUAAUGGCGUU
This is a messenger RNA of Oppiella nova, 1916 nucleotides long. The record is from the annotation of a GenBank genome assembly. Lineage: Eukaryota; Metazoa; Arthropoda; Arachnida; Sarcoptiformes; Oppiidae.